GGCAGACGCACAGCAGAUCAGCAGCGCCUCCCUCUGCGGCUCUGCCUCUUGCCAAAGCCCCCCACAGAAUUCUUCUCCCUCCCCGUCUCCUCUCGCGCUCGCGCGUGGUGAGGUGAGGUGGAGUUCCGACCCCGAGGCCGCAAUGGCGACAGCGGAGGUGGUGGUGGCCAACGGCUCGGGCGGCGCCGACACCAAGACCGCGUUUAAGGAGAUAUACAGCAAGCUCAAGCAGGAGAUGCUCGAGGACCCCGCCUUCGAAUUCACUGACGAGUCGCUCCAGUGGAUCGACCGCAUGUUGGAUUACAAUGUGCUUGGAGGAAAGUGCAAUCGUGGGCUAUCUGUUGUCGAUAGCUACAAGAUUUUGAAGGGUGUUGACGUUCUGAGCAAGGAGGAGACAUUUCUGGCCUGCACCCUUGGCUGGUGUAUUGAAUGGCUUCAAGCUUAUUUUCUUGUGCUUGAUGAUAUUAUGGACAACUCCCAGACACGGCGUGGCCAGCCUUGCUGGUUUAGAGUGCCACAGGUUGGUCUCAUUGCAGUAAAUGAUGGGAUUAUCCUUCGCAAUCAUAUCUCACGAAUCCUUCAACGCCACUUCAAAGGAAAGCCAUAUUAUGUUGAUAUCAUUGACUUGUUCAACGAGGUUGAGUUCAAGACAGCUUCAGGGCAAAUGUUGGAUCUUAUCACUACCCACGAGGGUGAAAAGGAUCUAACUAAAUAUAACUUGACAGUUCACCGCCGCAUCGUUCAGUACAAGACAGCUUAUUAUUCAUUCUACCUUCCUGUUGCAUGUGCAUUGCUGCUGGCUGGUGAGAACUUGGAAAACUUUGUUGAUGUAAAGAACAUUCUCGUUGAAAUGGGAACAUACUUUCAAGUUCAGGAUGACUAUCUAGAUUGUUUUGGUGAUCCUGAAUUCAUUGGCAAGAUCGGAACUGACAUUGAAGACUACAAAUGUUCCUGGCUAGUUGUGCAAGCUCUUGAGCGUGCUGCUGAGAACCAAAAGAGCAUUCUGUUUGAAAAUUACGGAAAGUCUGAUCCAGCGUGUGUUGCAAAGGUGAAGGACUUGUACAAAGAGCUUAAACUGGAGGAGGUUUUCCAUGAGUACGAGAGGGAGAGUUACAACAAGCUGAUUGCCGACAUCGAGGCCCAGCCGAGCAAGGCAGUCCAAACUGUUUUGAAGUCCUUCCUUCACAAGAUCUACAAGAGGGACAAGUAGACCCAGAUCGUCGACAAGCUGCUCCAUCGACGCUUGCAUCAAUCAAAUUACUAUACUUGAUUGAUGCGGACGAGUAAUUGUACUAUGUUGUUUUGUGUUUUCAUUCUCCUGUUGUACGGUACACCUUAAUACGGAGUAUAAUAAAGCACAGUGGUACUAGGGAUGC
This is a messenger RNA of Zea mays, 1376 nucleotides long. Its product is annotated as farnesyl diphosphate synthase3. Gene Ontology annotation, molecular function: (2E,6E)-farnesyl diphosphate synthase activity; dimethylallyltranstransferase activity. Bases 143 to 1210 code for a protein of 355 amino acids. The record is from RefSeq and is marked provisional. Gene Ontology annotation, cellular component: cytoplasm. Lineage: Eukaryota; Viridiplantae; Streptophyta; Magnoliopsida; Poales; Poaceae. Gene Ontology annotation, biological process: trans, trans-farnesyl diphosphate biosynthetic process. The transcript is spliced from 11 exons.